UUGUUUGAAGUUAAUACACCAACGGAGUACAUGCGAAAAUGAAAUCGCUCUUUAUUUGGCUGAAAUGGAUCAUACUGGGUGUUUUGGUGGUGCAGGGACUAACAGCUCCCGUUGAUACUUGGAAUGAGCAGGAAGAGGAUCAUGAGUUGAUUGGUGGCUACUUCCAAGGCGACAUGGAAGUGGAGUUUACCCGCAAUGGAGAAAUAGCCGAAAGCAGGAAAUGGCCCAAUGGUGUGGUUCACUUUAAAAUUGAUGAAGUUUUUGAUGCCGAUCACACAGCCCAUAUUUUGCGUGCUCUCCAAACCAUCGAAGAGGUUUCUUGCAUUCGCUUCAUUCCAGCCAGUGGUGAUAUGACCGCUUAUCUCCACUUCAUUGGUGAGCCCAGUGGCUGCCACACCAAGGUGGGCUAUCGUGGCAAAUUGCAGACUUUGAAUUUGCAAGUUGAUCCCUUGGAUAAGGGCUGUUUUAAAUUGGGCACCAUUAUGCAUGAGGUCUUGCACUCCCUUGGCUUCCACCAUCAACAGUGUGCCUCCGAUCGAGAUGAUUUUGUACGCAUAGUGGAGGAGAAUAUCAAGGAUGGCAAGGAGAGUAAUUUCAAGAAAUACGAUGAAAAUACUGUUUCGGACUUUGGCAUUCAAUAUGAUUAUGGCAGCAUUUUGCAUUAUAGCUCUACCGCCUUUUCCAAGAAUGGCGAAAAGACCAUUGUUCCCUUGCUGGGUGAGGAUAUUGAAAUAGGCCAGCGUCGUGCCUUGAGUUCCAGCGAUAUUGCCAAAUUGAACCUUAUGUAUCAGUGCCCCGUUUGGGUGAAGUGAUUGUGAUGGGUGGUAUUUUUGAAAAUAAAUAUUAUGAAAUU
This is a messenger RNA of Stomoxys calcitrans (stable fly), 853 nucleotides long. Its product is annotated as seminal metalloprotease 1. The record is from RefSeq and is a predicted model, not a curated record. Lineage: Eukaryota; Metazoa; Arthropoda; Insecta; Diptera; Muscidae. The transcript is spliced from 2 exons. Gene Ontology annotation, biological process: proteolysis. The coding region runs from base 39 to 812 and encodes 257 amino acids. Gene Ontology annotation, molecular function: zinc ion binding; metalloendopeptidase activity.